Messenger RNA from Cylicostephanus goldi, 149 nucleotides. NCBI's taxonomy places the organism in Eukaryota, Metazoa, Nematoda, Chromadorea, Rhabditida, Strongylidae. The record is from the annotation of a GenBank genome assembly.
AUGGAUACGACCACCAUCAUUGAUGAAGUAGUUAAGACUGCCAACAAGGGUCUCCUUUUCCAUUCUGUCUCGAUCGAAAAUUAUACUCUCGAGGAUUGUCAGAUUGCUUACCAUGCCACUACAAACUCACUUAUUCAGGUUUGUUAACC